Sceloporus undulatus (fence lizard) is the source of this 1684-nucleotide messenger RNA. Its product is annotated as E3 ubiquitin-protein ligase TRIM39-like. Gene Ontology annotation, molecular function: zinc ion binding. The coding region runs from base 472 to 1452 and encodes 326 amino acids. Lineage: Eukaryota; Metazoa; Chordata; Lepidosauria; Squamata; Phrynosomatidae. The transcript is spliced from 9 exons. The record is from RefSeq and is a predicted model, not a curated record.
CCGGGGCCGCUUCCUGCGGCGGUGUUGUUGGCGGAGGGGCGGUUGAAGUGAGGGGCGCGCGAGGGGCAGAGGCGGCUCCGACGGCGAUCCGGGCCUAGAGGGGAGGGAAGGGAAGGGAGGCAGGGAAAGAUUGAAUGACUACAUAUAAAAGAAAGCAUCCUUCUUGCAACAUACCUUGGGCUUAUAUAGCUGUAGGAGACCAAGAGCCAGUUCUCAACCUGUCUGUGUCACUGGAUCACUCACCAGCUCACAGUGGAUUAAUCUUUUCUCAUCCAAAGCCUAACCAGAGGGGACAAUGAACAUACCAGUUCAUCAGCUCCAUGCAAUUCAAGUAUGGGGUGCUGGUCCCCAAAUCCUACCUGAUGUGCUUGCCCCAUGGAACUUAUUAGCAGGAUCUCCUGGCCAGAUGUUGCCUUCAUCUGCAUGGAUUUCUGAAAGUGAUCCUUCUUAGAAGAUCAGCAUUAGAGAGUCAUGGCCAGUACAAACCCUCUGGAAAACCUUCAGGUAGAAGCCAGCUGCUCUGUCUGUUUGGAGUACUUGAAAGACCCUGUAAUCAUUGACUGUGGUCACAACUUCUGCCGGGUGUGCAUUACCCGAUGGUGGGAGGAUCUGAAUCGGGACUUCCCUUGUCCUGUCUGCCGUAAGACUUCCCGUCACCGCAGUCUAAAGCCCAACCGGCAGCUGGCCAACAUGGUGGAGAUAGCCAAGCAGCUUCAGGUCACAAACAAACGUAAAAUACGGGACGAGAACUUAUGUGAGAAGCACAAUGAAGUGCUCCGUCUCUUUUGCAAGGAGGACCAGAAGGCCGUUUGCUUAGUGUGUGAGAUCUCCCAUGAACAUCGCUCUCACACAGUUGUGUCUCUGGAUGAUGCUUCUCAGGAAUACAAGGAAAAGAUGCAAAAGUGCCUGGAGCCUCUAGAACGAAAGCUGCAGAAGAUCGCCUACUGCAAAUCCCAAGAGGAGAAGAAGGCUGGGGAGCUCAAGAGAAAGGUUGAAGACCGCCGUCAGCUCAUCAUCAGUGAAUUUGAUGAACUGCAUAUGUUCCUGAAAACUGAGCAGGAGGUCCUGAUGAGACGUUUGGAGGAUGAAGAAAAGGAGAUUUUGCAGAAGCUGAAGGAGAACGUAGCAAAGCUGUCUGAGCAACGGGCCACCCUCAACAGUGUCAUCACAGAAACUGAGGAGAAGUGUCUGCAGUCGGGCAUCGAGAUGCUCAAGGGUGUGAAGAGCACACUUGAAAGAUUUCAAGAGGUGCAGGCCCAAGAACCAAGUUCAGUCUCCAUUGAACUGGAAAAGAAUUUCUGCAACUUCCCUAGACAGUACUUCAUCCUGAGGAAGAUCAUUAAGAAGCUAACGGGUGUGUUAAACCAGGGUAAGGAUUCAGUGCUAAGUUUAAUCCAGUUUCUGAUCCAGUUCAAGCCAAGAAGAGUCUUCAUCCUUUUUAAUAGUAACUAAUACCAAUAGAGAGAAGCAUGGUAAUACAUAAUAAUGCUAGAGAUAAGUGUUUCCUCUGGCUCUUACUGAGCCUUUUGACUUUGGUUCUAACAUUGGGAACCUAUUAACAUUGAUAUAUUGUAUAAGUGUAGUAAUUUUCGUCAAAAAAUUGACCCAAAAACUCUGGGUUGACUUAUCCGUGGGUCAAUGUAAGUACUGUAUUUUUAUUGAAAAAAGGAACCAUCCCCUUCUC